Messenger RNA from Drosophila serrata, 667 nucleotides. It is a transcript of the gene Cp18, whose product is annotated as Chorion protein 18. Gene Ontology annotation, biological process: multicellular organism development. Lineage: Eukaryota; Metazoa; Arthropoda; Insecta; Diptera; Drosophilidae. Gene Ontology annotation, cellular component: egg chorion. The record is from RefSeq and is a predicted model, not a curated record.
AAAACAAAACAGUUCCCAUGCUGUGACAUUAGUUACUUUCGCUUCGAUCAACUAACCAACUCAGCCUCAGAAUGAUGAAGUUCAUGUGCAUUUGCAUCUGCGCCAUUGCUGCCGCUUCGGCCAGUCCCUAUGGAGGAUCCCGCGGUGGAUACGGUGGUGCCCCAGUCGGUGGCUAUGCCUACCAGGUGCAGCCUGCUCUGACCGUUAAGGCCAUCGUUCCCUCGUACGGCGGCGGCUACGGUGGACACCACCAGGGCGGCUAUGGCGGCAGCUACCAGUCGGUUCCUGUUGCUGCCUACAGCGGCUCCGGCUCUGGCUACCACGGCUCCGGAUACGGCGGUGCCCCGCCAGUAGACCGAGAGGCCAUUGCCCUGGCCAAGCUCGCUUUGGCUGCUCCCAGCGCCGGCCGUCCUCUGGUCUGGAAGGAGGGACCCCGCUAUGUGGAGCGCUCUUAUGAGCCCAGGGCCUAUGGACACCGUCAGGAGUACGCUCGCGGUGAGGAGGCCAAGGGUGCUUCUGCCGCGGCUGCCUCCAGCUCCGUGGCUGGCCAGAAGGGAUACAAGAAGUCCGCCUAUUAAGCGGGAAACCCAAAAGAACAGUGAUCCAGUUACUUACCUAAGCAACUAGGCCUAAAUAAUAAAGCCAAGAAACAUCAAGACUUAAACUG